AUGCGCCUGAUCACAAUCUCUGUCCUGAGCUCUAUACUUGGCAUCCAAGUUGUUUCCGGCUCCCCUGAUCUUCCCAUCGUCGACCUUGGAUACCAGCUUCACCAAGCGUCCUUCUACAACAGCGUCGCCGGCCAACAGCAAACUGGAGGCUUCUACAACUUUUCAAACAUCCGGUACGCCGCACCACCAGUCGACAACCUCCGCUUCCGCGUGCCGGAACCACUGGCCACGAACCGUACCGUAGUCGAAACCGGCGUAUCGGGACGCGUGUGUCCCCAGAGUUCGCAGGCGUGGUUAUCGGAAGCCAUCGCCUUCGUGACAAACGUCACCCAAGGACUCGCGUUCAGCUCGUCUGCUUUUAGAGAACAGCAGUCUGCGAACGCCUCUACGACGCCCGUCCGUCAGCCAGACCCGAGAACAAACGAGGACUGCCUUGUUCUUGAUGUCGUGGUCCCAAAGUCUGCCUUUGAACGACACCAGUCCACGAAUAUCUCGGGCUCGGGCGCACCGGUACUCGUCUGGUUCCAUGGUGGCGGAUACACGACUGGUAGUAAAGACCAAUUUGGAGGUCCUGCUGGUCUCCUGGCGCAGGCGACAGCCUUUGAGCCCGAUGGUCUGGUCUUCGUUGCGAUAAACUACCGUCUAGGAGCCUUUGGCUGGUCAGCCGGGCCCACGAUACAAUCAGACGGUGCUGCUAAUGUCGGGCUGCUUGAUCAAAGACUUGCUUUGGAGUGGGUACAGAAACACAUUGCCAAGUUUGGAGGCGAUCCAAAGAAGGUUACCGUCAUGGGCGAGUCCGCAGGCGGCGGCUCUCUGACGCAUCAUAUCACGAAGAAUCUCCAGACCUUCCUCACGUUGCUGAACGUCUCAACGCUUGCCGAAGCCCGGAAGCUGCCAUCGUCAGCACUCUUAGCCGCCAACAGUCAACAAGUCGCGCAAUCGCCGUAUGGCCAGUUCACUUACAAUCCCGUCAUCGACCAUGGCUACGUGCCUUCUCACCAGGCAACUCUCUUCGCCCGUGGUCAAUUCGAUCGAGAUGUUAAUGUGAUGUUCAGCCACAAUGCGAACGAAGGAUUAAUCUUCACUGACCCGAGUGUCACCGACGGCUUCGCUUUUCGAGGACUCAUCAGUAAGCUCUUCCCAAGCUUCAAUGCGUCGUUAGUCGAGCACAUCGCCGAGGUUGCUUAUCCUCCUGUGUUUGAUGGCACUCAACCGUACGUCGACGAUUUGGGUCGCGGUACUCUCUUGAUGGCCGAGACUCGUAUCGUUUGCAACACCCUUCUCCUACGCCGAGCCUUCGGGAACGCGAGCUAA
Messenger RNA from Colletotrichum chrysophilum, 1314 nucleotides. RefSeq lists its product as uncharacterized. Bases 1 to 1314 code for a protein of 437 amino acids. The transcript is spliced from 3 exons. The record is from RefSeq and is a predicted model, not a curated record. NCBI's taxonomy places the organism in Eukaryota, Fungi, Ascomycota, Sordariomycetes, Glomerellales, Glomerellaceae.